UGAUUCUCAACUUGAUCUUUCCGUCUUCCAUCUCCACUCCACCAUGGCGACCCCAGCUGAGUCCGAGCCCUCGGAAAACAAAAAUGUGGACCGCCGUAUGAGCCUGGGCAAAUAUGUCAAGAGAAUGAGCAGUGUCUUCAAGCGGGAAAAGUCGACCAAGAGCCUUACUUCGCCCACAUCUGCCACCCCUCAGGCCCAGGCGCAACAUGAACCCGCCAAAGAGGAAGUCGCCCAAGAGGAAGCCGUUGCUGCCCCUACUACUACCACCCAGGCUCCUGCUCAGGAAUCCACGACUUCGCCUCCCGCGCCCACCUCAGACCCGCAGGUGCUCGAUCGCCGCGCAAUGCAGCAGGAACGAGCUCGUGCUCUCUUCGCAAAGUACGGCCUCACGCUCGAGUCGCAUGAAUGGAUUGCUGCCCCCGCUCCCAUCCCCACCGUCCAACGUGUCGAGAAGUCUAUUCGCAUGCGCGUCCACCGCAGCUGCCAUCGUUGCGGCACCAUCUACGGCGCCGACAAGGUGUGCUUGAAGUGUGAGCACAGGCGUUGCAAGAAGUGUCCUCGCUAUCCCAAGAAGAAGACAGCCGAAGAAAAGCAAAAGGACAAGGACACUACCGAGACGCCUAGGAAGAAGAAGGCCUUCACCAUCAAGACAAGGUCGGGCGGCGAGUUGGUAUUCGACCCGCCAAAGCAGCGAGUCAGGCGCAGCUGCCACAAGUGCCACACUCUGUUCAUCCCGGCAACCGCCACCGUAUGCGAGCAAUGCCACCAUGUCAGGUGCACAACCUGUCCGCGAGAACCCGCAAAGCUGGCCAAGUGGCCUACGGGCUACCCUGGUGAUGCCGACGCCGACGCCGACAGCGACUCCGAGGUGGAGAAGCAACUCGAGAAGUUUAGGCGUACGUGGCGAAAACCACGAGCAAGAGUGCGUUGGGAAUGUGAGCAGUGCCAUGGGCUCUUCGUCAACGGCUCGCCACAGUGUCCCGGCUGUGGUCACGAGCGUUGUGACAAGUGUACCAGAACACCUAUCAAAAAAGCCAAGAAAGAAGAGCAGUUCGACCCUCACAUCGUUGCCGCCGUCGAGGCCAAGCUCAGAGCCCUCGGUGUCGACGAUCCAGCUGCACCAGGCCCUGAAGCCGCAUGAUCUCGUUUUCCCCCCCACAUCCUGACGACC
Messenger RNA from Cucurbitaria berberidis CBS 394.84, 1171 nucleotides. RefSeq lists its product as uncharacterized. The transcript is spliced from 3 exons. The record is from RefSeq and is a predicted model, not a curated record. The coding region runs from base 44 to 1141 and encodes 365 amino acids. Lineage: Eukaryota; Fungi; Ascomycota; Dothideomycetes; Pleosporales; Cucurbitariaceae.